GUGAUAGAUAGGGGGAGUGUGUGUGUUCACCUUGUCUGGGUGUGUCCCUCUAAAAGCAGCAGGUAGCGCCGCAUUUUCUACUCUGUCUCUGCUGUGAAGACUUGAACCGUCCGGGAUGGAUCUGUUCAGACUGAAGUCGCUUCUGUUCCUGCUCUUUUUUAUCGGACGCUGCAGGGGGAAGGUCAUUCUGCCGGAGGGUCCGCUGGACGCAGUUGUGGGGAAAAGUGUCACCAUUACAACCCUGCUCGACAAGCCACAGUAUGUUUUUAUAAUCUGGAAUUACAGCGACGGGACUGAUCAGAUUCACGUCGCCACCGUGAGCCCAACAACGCUGAAAGUGAACGCACCGUAUGAGGGGAGAGUGAGCCUGAAUGCGACCAACGGCUACUUGACCCUGAAUUCCGUGAAGACGGAGGACAGCGGGGAUUACAGCAUCAACGUGAUAUCAGCAGACGGUGACACUAAAACCGCGGAGAUCAAGCUCCGGGUGCUGGAGCCCGUGUCUGACGUCGUCAUCAAGUCCAACCUGACCGAGGCCAUUGAACACAACAGCACCGUGGUCCUGACCUGCUCUGCUAAAGGCUCCUUCCUCACAUUCACCUGGACUAACGGCACUGCACCCAUCGUGGCUGACGGCAAACGGCUCACACUUAAAAAUGAGCAAACGUCCAGCACACUCACCAUCGCAGGUGUUCUCAGGUCAGAUCUGGUUGGUCCCAUCUGCUGCACAGCUGCUAACACACUGGAGAAAGAGAAGAGCGCCCCCUUCAACCUCACUGUCUACUACGGACCAGACGAGGUCACUAUCAAGCCUCCGAACCCUCCACAGUACAUCGAAUCCGACUCCAACUUCAACCUGACCUGUUCAGCCCCCUCCAGCCCGCCCGCCACCUACACCUGGUACCACAACAAGGAGCCGAUGGAGGCAGCGGGUGAGGUCCUCACUUUGAAAAUUAUUAAAGAGCACGGAUUCGGGAAGAACGUGGACGAAUACACAUGCAGGGCCAACAACGCCAAGACCAAGCGCACCAUCCCAUCUCCUGGUGUUUCCUUUGGUGUGAUGGAGCCCAUCACAGGUGCUAAAAUCACAGGUCCUGUUGCGACCCUCAUCGCUGGUAACAGCACAGCCAACCUCAGCUGCCAGGUGACGACCGGCACCGUGAGGACCAGGGUCUGGCUGAAAGACGGCAAACCUCUGUCCGCCAACUCCCGCCUGGUGUUCGCGGACGACCUGUCCUCCAUCAUGAUCAACCCGCUGCAGAAAGAAGACAAUGGGGUGUACCAGUGUCAGCUCAACAACCCCGUCACCUCCAUUGAAGCCUCCUACAAGAUGGUGGUCAACUAUGGUCCUGAACCAGCAACGGUGACGGGUGAAUCUGAGGUAGAGCUGGACGCCAAAGUGACCCUCACCUGCUCUGCGGUGUCCAUCCCACCCGCCAACUUCACCUGGAAGUUUAACGGCACAAUGACUGCUGUCAAAACGUCGCAGUACGUCAUCGACAAGGCUGUUUACAGUAACAGCGGAACGUACACCUGUGAGGCGCACAACGCCGUCACCGGCAAGACCAGCAAACCAGUCACCCACACCCUGGCUGUCAAAGAGGAGAUAGAGGACGGUCUCUCAGACGGAGCCAUUGCUGGAAUCGUCAUCGGUGUCCUCCUCGCUCUGGCUUUAGCCAUCGGCUUAAUCAUAUACUGCCGACAGAAAGUACCGGUCGAGUCGCCGUACUAAAGAAGCUCCCGCUGCACACUGCUGGAGAUUCUGGCCCAAACAUCCGAUCACUUUGUUUCCCAUGAUCCACCUGUGCAGCUGGGACAGAGAGUCCUCCUGGAUCCAGCUGGUUUCCUGUGAAGCCUCCCACCCCCUCCUCUCUGUGGCUGACGACGACGGUGGAAACUUGAUUUCAAACGAUGGAUUCUAUCAGUGUUUGGAUUAUGAGCUGGAACCUUCACUUUUAUUCUCUGAUCUGAUCUUUGAUUUUAUUUUUAAUUUUUCCCCACAAACCAUCACUGGAUCGUCGUCCUCCCUCGUCCUCCCUCUCUUUCGUCUCGUCUUCUCGCCCUGGUGUUAACAGACGUCGUCCCUCACCUUUGGUCUGGCUUCCCGUUUCCUCUGCAAAACUACAAACACAGAGAAACUCUGUGAGACGGAGACGUUUCCUGGACUAAAGCUGACGGACGAUGAGUGACUCUCUUUAUCCUGCUGGAAACUGAGGAGAUGAACACACACACCCACACACAGGCCACACACGCAGACAUUCAGGACUCUGGGUUAAAAUAAGAAAAUGAAAAUAUUUUGUGGUUUGAUUUAUCUCACUGUCUGUGCCAGGUGGGUGGAGUUCACCUGAUGGGGGACGCUUCAAGUGCAGUGAAGGGUUUACAAGUGAUUUUUUUGAAAUCCCUCUCUGUGCUCUGAAAGACAGUUUGAUCCAAAAUACCUCAGUCUGUUCGGUGCUCACCACUUUGUACAAAGUUUUCUAACACACCUGGUGACUCCACUUUGUUGGAGACGUGUCGGCAGUUCUGUUUUUUUUUUGUUUUUUUUUUUUUACUGAGGUCAAAACUUUAUCAGCAUUUCCACUUUGUCUCUUUCCCUCCCUGUUUCUGUUAAAGUUUCAGCUCCAACAGAAACACUUUAGCUUUAAGCUUCAAACGUCUUAGCGACAAGAUUUCCAUUAAUUUCUGGUCAUUUUUAACGUGUGACCAGUUAAAGAAGCAAUAAUGCAAAAUAAUAUGCCCCAUUAUAAUCUAUAAUAAUUGUAUUUACAUAGCUGAAAUCAAAGUUACUGAGUAUGUUAUAAAAACUAGUGAAACAUGACAGUGAAACAGUUACUACUACUAAUAAAGUGAUAAUAUAUGUUGUGUAUGGAGAGCUUUCUUAGACACUAGAGACGCUUUACAUGAUUAAUUAAUAAAGUAAAAGAAAACUGUGCACAGUGCAGAAUAACAAAGGACAUGAGAUAAAUAAUUUAAAAAGUUUUGAAAAGAAGCGUUUUUCAGGAUUUCUUGAGCGUAGCACAAAGGGAAGAUCUAUAGAUAGAUAGAUAAGGACUUUAGAACAUGGGGAGGUUCCCUUCAGGAAAUUCAGGUCCCAGAUUACAAUUUACAAACCCCGAAGAGAGAUUAAAAAAAAAGAAAAGGAGAAAGACACGUGUGUUACAGAGAGGGUGCUCAGAAGUGAGAGUGUGUCAUUAAAACUAAAAAAAAAAACAAAGUAAUUCUGGCUUCUUCCAACCUUUUUUUCCUCUCUUGCUUUACCUUCAUCCUCCCCCCAUCUUCUUUAUGGUUCAGGAUCCUCUUUACUGUUUGUUUAAAUCACCUCAUGUCGUCCUCGGUGGAAAACAUGAGAGCGGGAGAUCAGCAAGAUUCAACACGCAGGGACGAGUCAGCGAGGAAGAAAGAAAACGAAAGAGAGAAAAAAAAGGGCGGGAAGGUGUUUGUGGGCGGAGACGUUCUUUGAGUUUUGGAGGGAAAGUUUGUUGAGCUUCAGGGCGGUGCUACAGAGUUUUAUUGAAAUAUUUUUACCAUGAUUGGUUAUAAGAUGUUUUAAAGUAAAUGUCAGGUUCGCAGGUUAAUAACACACCUGGCGAUCGAACAGUCAGUCAUCUGAAAAUGUUAAAGAAAACAAACCAGGUUUUGUAUUAAUUGAAGUUCAGCUUUUGGUCGGAUCUCACGUCUCAUAUUUUGUCAUCAGACCUCAGAUGAUUUCUCCUGCGCUUUGAGCUGAUUGAUGAUUUUUGUUGUUGUUUGUUUGUGUGGUUUGUGGUUGUUUGUGAUCUCAGACUUCAACAUGCACUGAUCUCCAGUGGGAAAAGUAUUUAUUUUGUUUAGUUUUAAGAAAAAAGAAAAAAGCUUUAAUAACUGGAGCUGAAGAUCAUAGCUGGUCUGCAGAUCACACAUUCAGAAGCUCAUUAGCUUUUUUGUGUCUUUUUUUUUUCAGUUUGUGCAUUUUCACCCUGAUCUCCACUUGAAAACGCUCACACUGAACUUUAAAGAGAUUUUAAAAGUAAUGCGACGUUUUCACCACAUUUACAUCUCUGGUUCGGGACAACACACAGCACAGAAUGUAUUCAUAACAACACGUAGAGAUAUUUGUCGUCCCGAACAAGAAGCGUUUAUAUGUUUGAAACGAUGCCUUAAAGAUAAACUGCCCUCACUGUAAAUAAUAGAUAGAUGUUCUACACUGUAAACAGUUUUGUGACAUGUUUUGGAUUAUAUGUGGGGUUUUAUUUCUUAUCAUGAUUUAAUAUUUUCAGAGAUGCUUUGUUUUGUUAAUGUUUACAGAGAAACCUCUACGACAGUCAAAUCUGUACAAAUCUGCAAAGAGAAAAUAAACUCCGCCUCGGUGAAAUCCAUGUCCAGUGUAAAGCAAUGUAAAGCCAUAAAAGUUUUGGAAAUAUUUUCCUAA
This is a messenger RNA of Lates calcarifer (barramundi perch), 4408 nucleotides long. Its product is annotated as carcinoembryonic antigen-related cell adhesion molecule 5. The record is from RefSeq and is a predicted model, not a curated record. The transcript has 10 exons. NCBI's taxonomy places the organism in Eukaryota, Metazoa, Chordata, Actinopteri, Centropomidae. The coding region runs from base 116 to 1732 and encodes 538 amino acids.